AUAUUGUUAAGGAAAAAGAAGAGAUUGGAGUGAAUUUGAAUUUUCAAUUUAUAAAUAAGGAAGAUGGCUGACGUCGAGGAAGAACUGGCUUCAGAGGCAACUGAGGCAAGCCCUUCUAAAAAAAUAAAGGAAGAUGACGACGAAUCAAAGGAGCCUUCAUCCUCACAAGACAAUUCCAAAACUGAAGAAACCCUCGAAGAAAACGAAUUCGAAAUAUGUAGUCCAUCCAACCCAUUCAAGAAGCCAAAUAUGAAUCAUUUAUCGAGUGAAAAAACUGUAAAAAGCAUCCUGAAGCCCUCUGCCUGCUCCGACCUCGCUCCAGUAAAGUCAUCUACAAGUCCUACCCCACCGGGUGGAAAAAAUUUGAAAAGCAUCCUCAAACCUGCUCUUUCAGAUUCUUUUAGAUCACCUAAUUCUUCACUAUCAAGUGGAAUACUUCGAAAAGGCAUUCUUAAAUCUCCAACACCAGUGGAUCCACCUCCAACCAAGUUUAAACUCCGGCAAAGCGGAUUUAACCCAUUCAGUAACACCACUAAUUUACUCGAUAGCAGUAGAAGUGAUAAAAUUUGUGAUAAUAAACCGAGUAAUGGUGAACUAAAGUUUAUACCUCUUGAAUCCAGGACGCAAGUGACGUCCUCCCAAACUUUUAACAUGACCUCUAUCACCUCGAUGCCAACAUUUGUAUUUGGACAAAAUAUGAGAGAAAAAGUAGUUACGGAUGGAUUGUCCUUGGCCAAUAAAGAUACGAACGGUACCUCUAUUUUUGGAUUGAAUUCCCAAGAUAAAGUAGUCAAAGGUGAUACUGAAACUUCCCCAACAUCAAAUAAUAAGAAUUCAGAUAAAACCUAUAAAACCUCAACAUUUGUAUUUGGAGAAAAUCUACAUGAAAAAGUAAUAUUAAAUAAUACUUCUCCUUCGCCUUUAAAAAAUCAAAUUGUAAAUUCGUCAAAAGUGUUUUUUGGUGGAAAUUUACAAGACAAUGGCAAGUCUUGUGAGACAUUGGAGUCAACAAGUAAAGAUACAAAUGAAACAUUAUUUAGUUCUGCGAUAAAUACUCAACUUAAAACAGACACUACAAAAGAGAAAGAAACUAAAUCUCUAACAGAAUCUGCAAAAGAAUACGAGGAAGCUAGAGCAAAUAAAAGAAAAUAUGAUGAAGUGGAAGUCAAAACUGGCGAAGAAGAAGAAAUUAAUGUUGUCAGUAUGUCUUGUAAAUUAUUUGCAUUUGACAUUUCCUCUAAAAAUUGGCAAGAACGUGGGAGAGGAACUUUGAGAUUGAAUGAUUAUAAAUUGGAUGAAUUACACCAUUAUGCAAGCAGAGUGGUAGUCAGGGCAUCAGGAAGUCUACGAGUCAUUUUAAAUACUAAGAUAUUCGCUGACAUGACUCUGGAAAAGGCAAAUGAAAAAACGAUUAGAAUGACUGGUAUAGACUCAAACGGCGAAGUUAAAAUAUUUCUUAUCAUAUCUAGCAUAGAGGAUUCGAAACAAUUAUACAUGCACCUAGUGGACCGUUUGGAAAGAGAAACCUCCGCGCAAAAAUUGCGAAAAUUAGAAACUGAGGCAUCAAGUAACAGUGAUCAAGUCAUCUCCAUUGAUGAAUAAUUUUUUAAAAUAUACUAUAAUUGUAAUUUUUUAUUGUCCUACUGUUGUAGACGUACAAUAAGCUAUACAUUUUCUCAAUUAAUUGACCUUAUCAGUCGCAGCUCCCAAACGAGUUUUGAUGUGCUGCAGAACCAGCAGAAGCAUAUUGUAUUUUGAACUAGUGUUAGGGCCUUUAAAAUUAAACUUUUCUUCAAACAUAGGCCUUUUUCAAAAUCUGUAAAAAAAAAAUGGCAUUACAAUCAAAGCAAAACAUGACAAAUGCUUUAGCAGAACAAAAAAAAACACAACAAAAAAUGAGACAUUUGAAGCAUUGCUUUCCUAACCCCUAUUUAAAGGACAUUGUGACUAAGUGGGUAUAUUAUGGCUGCGAGUGUUAACUAUUAUUCAUUGUAAUUUCAAUUUUUACAGAAAACUAUCAUUUUCAUAGUAAUUUGUUUGAAAUUAAAUUCUGAAAUAUUGUAUUAUUAAUUUCCAAAGAAAAGUUGGUAUACUAAAAGAGUUGAUUAUUGUUCAACUUUCUUUUCAUUGUAAUUUCAGUUUUCACAGAAAAUUAUUGUAUUCAUAAUAAUUUGGUUAAAAUUACAUAUUGAUUCAUAUAUUGUUAAUUUAUACAAAAGCUGAGUGGAAAUACUGGAACAGUAGUUGUUCAACUUUCUAUUUAUUUCAAUUUUUACAAAAAACUAUCAAGAUCCAUAGCAAUUUGUUUAAAAUUAAAUAUUGACUACUAUUAAUUUUAACAAAAAAGUAAGUGGGAAUGCUAAAAGAGAAUUAUUGUUCAACUUUGUAUUUGUUCUAAUUUUAAUUUUUACCGAAAACUAAGUGGGUAUACUGGAAGAGUUAAUUAUUGUUCAACUUUCUGUUUAUUGUAAUUUCAGUUUUCACAGAAAAUUAUUAUGUUCAUACUAAUUUUGUUAAAACUUAAUAUUGAUUUAUAUUAUAUUAUGUAUUAAUUUUAACAAUCAUUGUGCUACAUUCUAGAAAACUAGUGUACCU
This is a messenger RNA of Ceutorhynchus assimilis (cabbage seed weevil), 2595 nucleotides long. The record is from the annotation of a GenBank genome assembly. Lineage: Eukaryota; Metazoa; Arthropoda; Insecta; Coleoptera; Curculionidae.